This is a messenger RNA of Erigeron canadensis, 1378 nucleotides long. Its product is annotated as WD repeat domain-containing protein 83. The transcript is spliced from 8 exons. The coding region runs from base 54 to 953 and encodes 299 amino acids. Gene Ontology annotation, cellular component: catalytic step 2 spliceosome. Lineage: Eukaryota; Viridiplantae; Streptophyta; Magnoliopsida; Asterales; Asteraceae. The record is from RefSeq and is a predicted model, not a curated record. Gene Ontology annotation, biological process: mRNA splicing, via spliceosome. Gene Ontology annotation, molecular function: protein binding.
UAUAAAACCACAAGAAACGAAGGUCUAACUCAAAUUCCAAUUAGAAUCCAAAUAUGAGCGCCGGAGAGUUGCCGAAAAAGGAAGUGAACGUAUUGAAAGGACAUGAAGGUGCUGUUUUAACGGCUAGGUUUAACGGUAACGGUGAAUAUUGUCUAACCGGCGGCAAAGAUCGGACUAUCCGUCUUUGGAAUCCUCACAAGGGAAUUCAUAUUAAAACCUACAAAUCUCACGGCCGUGAAGUUCGUGACAUUCACGUUACAUCAGAUAAUUCAAAAAUCUGCUCAUGUGGUGGUGAUCGACAAAUCUUCUAUUGGGAUGUAUCAACUGGUCGUGUUAUCCGAAAGUUUCGAGGUCAUGAUAGUGAGGUGAAUGCUGUAAAGUUCAAUGAAUAUUCGUCUGUAGUUGUAUCGGCAGGGUAUGACCGUUCAGUGCGUGCCUGGGACUGUAGAUCUCAUAGCACCGAGCCAAUUCAGAUCAUUGACACCUUUUUAGACAGUGUUAUGUCUGUUUGCUUAACAAAAACUGAAAUCAUUGCGGGAAGUGUUGAUGGAACUGUACGGACAUUUGACAUUCGAAUUGGUAGAGAAUUAUCUGAUGACUUGGGGCAACCUGUUAACUGUAUCUCACUGUCAAAUGACGGUAAUUGUGUGUUAGCAAGCUGUUUGGAUUCUACUCUGCGGCUUUUGGACCGAACUACUGGUGAAUUAUUACAAGAAUAUAAAGGUCAUACAUGUAAGUCCUUCAAGAUGGAUUGCUGUCUAACAAACAAUGAUGCUCAUGUAGUUGGGGGAUCGGAAGAUGGCCAUCUUUACUUCUGGGAUCUGGUAGAUGCGUCUGUGGUUUCAAGUUUCCGUGCUCACUCCUCAGUGGUAACGAGCGUUAGUUAUCACCCAAAAGAUAACUGUAUGAUAACUGCAUCUGUUGAUGGAUCAGUACGCGUUUGGAAAACUUAAGCACUAUACACCUGGUUUCGUUGAGUUGUAUGAACAUAAUGAGGUUCCUGUUUUUUAGAGGUUAACUACAAAUAUUGUUUGGAACCUGGAGAAGACCAUACAAAUAUUGUUGCUUCUACUUUCGUUAGAUCCUUUGGAACCUGGAGAUGACCAAGAUUUAAGCAUGUAGCAACAGAAUCAUCUUUAAGGUUAUUUACAUGGAAAGAUCAUCUUCAAAAUGCUGCUAAAUAUCUCAGUACAAUACCUUUCUUUAUUAUGUAAAAGAUAUUGACUACCACAAGUAGCCAAUCUGUUUCGCACCUUCGCCGUUUUUGGUCAGUCUCAUACUGCUAAAUGAUUAAUGUUUUGAAUAUCUCUAGAAAGCUAUGUUUUCUUAAGUUGGUUCUUCGGCAUAAAGCAAAAUUAGUAAAUUCAACCCCUUUAUA